AUGGUACUUGGAGGGCCUAGUUGGGAUGUGAAACUUGGAAGAAGGGAUUCGAGAACAUCUAACUUUUCUGCUGCCAAUAGUGGCCAAAUUCCUCCUCCCAUUUCUACCCUUAACAACCUCAUCAAUAGGUUCCAAGCAAAAGGCCUCUCCACCAAUGAUAUGGUUGCUCUAUCAAGUAACAUACAUGAUACAUCUGUAUGUGUAUAG
Ilex paraguariensis (yerba mate) is the source of this 207-nucleotide messenger RNA. The record is from the annotation of a GenBank genome assembly. NCBI's taxonomy places the organism in Eukaryota, Viridiplantae, Streptophyta, Magnoliopsida, Aquifoliales, Aquifoliaceae.